UUCAAAAAAUUAAAAUAAAAAAUAUUUAUAUGAAGAAAAAAAUAAAAUAUAAGAGUGCGCGAGUUAAAUCUAUUCUACUCCAAAUAUAUAUGUAACUAUUCGUUCGUGUUAUGUGCAUACGCGGCGGCGAUCGCUCGUGUAAAUAUGAAAAGUUUAUUUUAAAUAACAAUUCUUUGUUUCAAUUUUUGCGUCAAACCCGCAAAAAUGUCUGAAAAUCUAGAAAAAGUCAAAAGAAAAGGCUCUAAAACGUGAUAAAAAAUAUAAAAGCGAUGUUCAAAAGUGAAGAUUUUCAAAAAGUUCAACAACAGGCCUUGACGAUAUAUAUUCGAAAUAUACAGAAAAAAAUCCUAUAGAUAUUUUUACGCAGACGACGACACGUUGGUUGCUGACUUUUAUCAUAUACGUUCACACGCAAUAUAUGUUAUAUGUAUUAAGAUUAAUUGUAUACAUACAUAUUUAUACCUCACUCACGACGAAUAAGUGACUUCAUCCAUAUUCAGAAUGGCUGAUACAAGUGAGACACUCUCCCCGUCCUUAUUAGAAAAGUUAAAUAAGAAUAACAAACAGAAUGCCGCAUCUUUGAUGCACAAUGCAAAAUCAGCAUCUACGCUGUCUCAACAGAUGAGUACUACAGAAUCGUCAAAAACCAGCACAUCAACAACAACGACAUCACGCAUCGCAAAAACCUCAUCGUCACAACGAACGCAUCACGUAACGUCUUCCUCAUCGACAUCUACAAUCUCCUCAGCUGAAGUAAAGGCGACGUCAGCUGCAUCAGCUGCCCGCAAAUUUGCCAAUAUGAAAGGCUCAAUUGAUAUUGGAAAAGCGCGUGCAGGAAUACCAGAACUCAAGAUGCCUGAUGGCGUUGAUGGACUUGAUGAACUGAAGAAAAAACUCAAAUCGUCUUUCGAAAACUUGGUUGAUGAUGUUGUCGAUGUAGAUGAUUGUCCCGAACCGACAAUAACAUUUCCAUCAGAUGGUAAUACGCCUGAAAAUGAAUUAAAUUUGGCGUUGUCGCCCGAAAGUAUAGCUAUAAGCAGUUCCGGAGGAAUUGAUACAGUGAAAAUUGAACAAAAACGCAUGACAUCAGCAUCCUCGAAGAAAGUUGUAACAGAUAGUUUUAGUACGGAGGAAGCAACGUCAAAUGUGGCGAAUUUUAAACAGAUACAAGCAAAUGACCUCGAAUAUAAGGAAGAAAUGGCUGCAUCAGCUGUAAAAAAUACAUUAGAGAUCGAUGGCAUGAAAGCCGAAAAGAAUUCUGCAUUAUUACAAGAACAACGUUCUCUCAAGGCGGGUGAAUUUCAAGCACAAGACUCCAACAAUAUCGCUGCGGCAAGCGUGAAACUCUCGUCAGACGGCUUUAGCGCUGAAAAACGUUCGAUUUCACAAGCACAAGCCCGUAAAACAGUAACUGCCGGCAAAAUUUUCAACAAAGAAGAACACACAUCGUCGUCGUCUCAAUCGAAAAUCACGUAUUCCGGCACAAGUAUGAUCACAUCUUCGUCGCAAAUGAGUACACAUUCCCUUGUGAAUGGUAACAUUAAAGAUGAGGAGUUUAUCGAUACGUUCCGCGAUCUCGAACAAGUGUCUGGCGUCACGAGUCAAAAGGAUGUUGAACGCGCAAUCUCAAAAUACACAAACACAUUAGAAUCGUACAUCAAGUCGAGUAAUAAGGAGAGUCCAACAACUUUAGAUCACAUUAACGAUGUUAUGCGACGAGCCUGGGUUGUACCGCAAUGGGGGCACGAACUCGGUUUGUCGCUUUGCAAUACGCUUCGAUCGAGCGGCGGUUUAGAUUUGGUGCUGAAAAACUGUUCGGAAAACGACAAAGAAUUACAAUUUUCUUCAGCUCGAUUGCUCGAACAAACGCUAACGACGGAAAAUCGCUCACAUGUCGUUGAAAACGGUUUACGACAAGUUGUAAAAGUUGCGUGUGGUUGCACAAAAGAUACGAGAGCUGAUAGAGCACGCGUUGGAACAGGAAUUCUCGAACAUUUGUUCAAGCACAGCGAAGGUACGUGUUCCGACGUCAUAAAAAUGGGAGGAUUAGAGACUCUUGUGUCGGAGUGUCGAAAGAACGACGUGGAAAUUUUGAGACAUUGUUCAAGUGCUCUUGCAAAUCUGUCGUUAUAUGGCGGCGCCGAGAAUCACGAAUCUAUGAUCAAGCAAAAAGUACAAUUGUGGUUGUUCCCGUUAGCGUUUCACGAAGAUAACAUUAUAAAGUAUUACGCAUUGCUAACUAUUGCUGUUUUAUUGGCAAACAAGGAAAUCGAAGCAGAAGUCAUAAAAUCAGGUACUCUUGAAUUAAUCGAUCCAUUUAUCGAUAAAUGGAAACACCGUCCUGCGGAUUUUGCAAAAAAUUCCGCAAAUCACGCUCAUGGUCAAAGUAAACAAUGGCUACAGCGUCUUUUGCCCGUACUCGGAUCAAAUCGCGAAGAAGCCUGUAAUCUUGCUGCAUUUCACUUUUGCAUGGAAGCCGCCAUUAAAAAAGAACAAGGAAAUACGGAAAUUUUCAAAGACAUUAAUGCCAUUGAGCCUUUAAAGAAAGUUGCGAGUUGUCCAAAUGCAACAGCAUCUCGAUUAGCGGCACAAGCUUUACGUCUCAUCGGUGAAGAAGUUCCGCACAAAUUGUCACAACAAGUCCCAUUAUGGACCCCGGAAGAUGUGCGUGAAUGGGUGAAACAAAUUGGGUUUAAUUGUUACGAAGAAAAGUUUUUCGAUUCAAAAGUCGAUGGAGAUUUGUUACUUCAACUCACAGACGAUAAUUUGCAACAGGAUCUCGGCAUGACAAAUGGUAUUUGGCGAAAGCGUUUCGAACGUGAAUUACAAAAUCUCAAAAAAAUGGCAGAUUACUCGUCGAAAGAUACUUCCUCGAUACAUUCAUUCCUCGCGAGCAUUGGGCCUGAGUUCAUACAAUAUACGUACGCGAUGAUUAACGCAGGCGUCGACCAAAAUUCCCUCAAACAUCUCAACGAGGAUCAGUUAGAGUACGAAUGCGGUAUUAAGAACAGCAUUCAUCGUGCACGCAUCAUUAAUUCCCUCAAAAGUCUCGAAACCAAACUUUCAAUGACGCCCGAAGAUGUCGAAAGCAAGUGUUUGGAUGUCUUUGUCAGUUAUCGACGCAGUAAUGGAAGUCAACUCGCGAGUUUAUUGAAAGUUCAUCUACAACUGAGAGGAUUUUCCGUAUUUAUCGAUGUCGAGCGAUUAGAAGCUGGAAAAUUCGACAGCAAUUUGCUUCAGAGCAUUAAACAGGCGAAACAUUUUCUUCUUGUGUUGACACCGAGUGCAUUGGAGCGAUGUUUAGAUGAUUAUGAAUGCAAGGAUUGGGUUCACCGAGAAAUUGUGGCAGCUUUGAAUUCCAGCUGCAAUAUCGUACCAAUCAUCGACAAUUUCACAUGGCCCGAGGCAGAGCAACUUCCGGAUGAUAUGCGAAGUAUUUGCAAUUUUAAUGGUAUCCGAUGGAUUCACGACUAUCAGGAUGCGUGCGUAGAUAAAUUAGAAAGAUUUUUACGUGGCGAAAUGUCGAGUAGGAGUGAUAUACAUCGUAAUGCUUUGGGACGAGGAGAUGCAACGCCCAAUACGCCGGGAACAGCAGGCACAAAUCGCAUUCAUCCGCCAUCGUAUCAACGCAUGGGUAGUACAGAUUCUCGGGGAAGUGACAAGGAAAACUUCUCAAAAAGCUCUCAAGAUUGACUACUUGACCCCUCCGUAUC
Molecule: messenger RNA, 3713 nt
Organism: Culicoides brevitarsis
Lineage: Eukaryota; Metazoa; Arthropoda; Insecta; Diptera; Ceratopogonidae
Gene: Sarm
Product: NAD(+) hydrolase sarm1
Exons: 7
Coding region: 502-3693 (1063 amino acids)
Biological process (GO): response to axon injury; signal transduction; negative regulation of MyD88-independent toll-like receptor signaling pathway
Cellular component (GO): dendrite
Molecular function (GO): NAD+ nucleosidase activity; signaling adaptor activity; protein binding
Source: RefSeq, a predicted model, not a curated record